Messenger RNA from Echinococcus granulosus, 4083 nucleotides. RefSeq names its product DNA repair protein complementing XP-C cells. The transcript is spliced from 11 exons. Gene Ontology annotation, molecular function: single-stranded DNA binding; damaged DNA binding. Gene Ontology annotation, biological process: mismatch repair; nucleotide-excision repair. NCBI's taxonomy places the organism in Eukaryota, Metazoa, Platyhelminthes, Cestoda, Cyclophyllidea, Taeniidae. Gene Ontology annotation, cellular component: cytoplasm; nucleotide-excision repair factor 2 complex; XPC complex. Bases 1 to 4083 code for a protein of 1360 amino acids. The record is from RefSeq and is a predicted model, not a curated record.
AUGGAAGAUCCGCCCCUAUGUCAAUAUCCUUGGCAAGUGAAGCAAGUGGAAGCACAAUCGGAGAGGCAAGUGUCCGAACCAACCAUGGAGGUUGAGGCUGCCACGGGAAGUGCAUCUGUCCAACCCGAGACGAGUGUCGAAAAGCCCUUAGAUGAUGCAACAGUGCCCACAGAAGGGCCUUCAGAUUCGGCGUCAAACGAUGACUUAGAGGUACUGGAACGCUCCCUUAUUGCCAUGGAGAGGGUGCGUUCACUUUCCCUUAUACUUCACCAUUGCUGGUCAUCCUUUCCUUUACCCACAACAGACCUAGAACGCAUGCUAACCAGCCUGGAGGCGCACAAAGUGGACUACAGUGUGAUGGUGGAGGUACAAGCAGAGAACGUCAGACUGCAGGAAGAGGUUGCCCAGCUCAGUGAAGAGACCCAGUUUCUGCGCCGUGAACUCGAGACUGUGAGAAAAGCCCAUGCAGCUGAGUUGGAGACAAUUAACCUUGCCAAUGAGGAGAAAUUGACUGAGCAGUCGAAGGAAUUGACGGAGAUGAUGGACAAGGAACAGGCUAAUUUUGCGGCCCAAAGAGAUGCCUGGAACGAGGAAAGAGCCAGCCUUUUGAUUGAUCAUGCCAACGAGCUGGCUUCGAUGGUCAAAUCAAAGGAACAGAAAAUGACAGAGGAAGAGCCCGAUUUUCGCACUGAAAUUCUACGACAGAACCAGGCGCGUGAGCAGGUAGCCCAAUUGCAGAGUAGAAUUGAGCAGCUUCUGACUGCUUCCACCAUGGUGAAGACUUCAACGAGGACGUCAAGGGAAAGAGCAAGGGGCAACAGUGGUAAGACGCCGAUCGCUAUGCCGACGCCACCACCUCAGUUGCAGUGGCCUCUGCAGCAACAGGAGGCAGAGAAUGUGUUGCAUAAAUCGCCGCCGAGGGUCCCAAGAAAGGUCAUGCUUUACCCUUCGCUUAACAGAAACUGUGAUGGUGUAGAUUUACACAGGUGGAUAUUGGACCUUCAUCCAGCUAUGUCAGCACAUUGGAAUCACCAAGCUGCUGGUUCAUUUACCCGAAUCCCAGCACAGAGUGAGGAGGUCUUCGGAAACACCGGAAGUGGACAGAAGCGUGGUUACGGCGAGACCGUCCAAGUCCCACCACCCAAACCACCGGUAGGAGCGGCAGCUCAACUACCAGCAAGGAAGUCGUUAAAGGUUGCGGCGGUGCCCCCAGUCCUUGUCAUGGCUGAGGAGCCACAUCCCCUAUUGGGGUCCCCUGCAAAGCUUAAGGGAAAGGCGGGUGAGUGCCUGGAAUUGCCACAUUCGAAGUGGGGCAAAGCGACGGAUUUGUUGAACCAACGACCAUUGGAAGCCUCUUUCUUUCAGCUGCCGCCUGCCGACGCACUAAAUGCCAACUUCAUGACCUCUGAUGACUGGUUUGACUACGGAGAUGAGCAGUCUCAAAACGGAAUUCAAGGCCAAGUGGCGGAUGUUUCUCAAGCUCUUCCACCUCCACUGCCAUCGAUAUCGCCAAUGCCACUACACCAGCAGCAGCAGCAGGUUGGAUUUGUUAUGCCUUCCCUUAGAACUCGUCGUCGCGUCUACAAGUCGCAAUACUUUGAAAAACUGUCAGAUUCAGACGCCGCUGUCAGCAGUGGAGAUGAAUUUACUCCACCCCUAAAAUUGAAAUCGACGCCUCGCUCUAAGACUGCAUCCGGACGCAAUAAGAGUCAAAGUAAAACAGAGCCGUCCAACGCUGCUUCACCGAUAAUUUCAGAUAUCAAGGGAAAGCCUCUUUCGAGGUCGAAUGGGAAGAAGAAGGAUAACACUGAGGAGGAUCUGACUGUCACUAAAUUAUUUAGAAAGUUCAGUCGUAGAUCCAAGAAGGUGAAGGUGGAAGAAGCCCCGAAAGAAGUCGUAAAAGUCGAAGAGUUUCUCACUGAUAGUGAACCUAGUGACGCAGAUGGCUGGGAAGACGUGUCUAAUCCUCCUUCUGACGCGGAGGCUAAGCAAGCUGCUUCAGCUCACAAGGAAUUUGAGUUCUUAAGUCAACUUAUACAGAAGCCAGAAAAUGAGGUAACUAAGGUCGAAGACGAGGGACCUCUGGAGAUAUCUGUUAGCACUCUUCCUCGUGGGAGAUCGUCUUGUCGGGAUCCUAAGGCUCUCGCCGCACUUGCUUUGGCUAGACAGAUCCGUGAACGCGCUCGGACUCUCCACAUAUUCUACGUUCUAGAAUUCCUCACUUUUGGUCGAUUUGCCAAUAAGGCGUGUGAUGAUGCAACGAUUCGCGCUUUGGCUUUAUCUCUGAUCGUUAUACCCAAGUCGUGGGAUUUAGCAGCUCUUCAAUCACUCGUUCACACCUUUGCUUCCCUUAAUCACAAUGGUCCCAAGAUAAAGAAUCCCGACAUUCGCGAGGCGAUUCAAACCCGAUUGCAGGUAGGUAGCACUUCAGCUGUCGAUUGUGCGCUCCUGAUGGUCGCUGCGCUACGAGCCUGUGGUCUGGAUACACGUCUUGUCUUAGCUUUCGCUCCACCAUCGCUGAAACCUGGUACGAACACCACGGCUCGUGGCCUCAAGAAACUCAAACCCCUUGGCCCCUCAUCUCGAACUUCAAAAAUAAUCUCGUCAGAGAGCGAAGACGAAAAACAAAGGCUGUCCUCGAAGUACUUCUUUUUUGGUGAAGUCUACCUGCCCUCUGACGAAGUGUGGUACAGUAUCGAUUUUUCGCCUCCCACAGGACGGGUGAUGGCGGAUGUCUCCUUUCACUUCACCAACUUUCCCUAUGUUGUGGGCUUUCAUUCCACCCAUUGUAGCUACCUCGGUCGCACUCCAAUUGAUUUGGCACCUCGAUACGAUCCUACCUGGAUGUCCAUGUCUCGAGAUCACCGCAUUCCUGAUCCUCUGUGGAAGAAGCUUCUUACCACACUGAGGGGUCAUUGCGACGGGGAUGUGGUCGAUCUGCGAGCGAAAGACGUUGGUGGGAUGGAAGAGAUGCGAGACGCGGCAGGUAUGGAGAGGAUUUUCGACUACCUGCGGAGUCUCCCCCUUCCAGUGAAGGUGCAGAACUUUAAGGGCCAUCCACUAUAUGCUCUGAGACGGCACCUUCUGAAAUUUGAAGUGAUUUAUCCGCCGGACGCACCGGUAGUUGGGUUUCUUAAGGUCGGAGGCAAAGCGAGCGAGGUUACGGAGCCUGUUUAUCCUCGGGAGUGUGUUCAUAUUUGUCACACUAGAGAGUCGUGGUUGAAGGAGGCAAAGACUAUUCGCUUGGGCGAGAAACCGGCAAAGGAGGUAAAGGCGAUGAUGACGAUGAAGCGCAAACUCCUUCAAGAGACAAAUGGACCAACACCCAUGGUAGAGUUGUUCGGACCCUGGCAGGUCGAGGACUACGUACCUCCAGUGGCCGAGAAUGGUGUUGUGCCUCGUAAUGAACAUGGCAAUGUGGAACUCUUCAAGCCAUGCAUGCUACCCAUUGGUUGUGUACACAUCCGUCUGCCCGGCAUCCAACACAUUGCCAAGCGCCUUGAGAUCGAUGCAGCACCCGCGAUGGUCGGUUGGACGUUCCACAAGGCAGGUUGGGCGCACCCCGAAUACGACGGCUUCGUAGUGUGUCGUGAGGUCGUGCCAAUUCUCGUGGACGCUUGGCGUGAGGAGCGCAUGUCUGCUGCCGUGGCGGCAGCAGUCGAUCGCACUGAACGUGCCCUGUCAAACUGGAAACGUUUAACACGAAACUUAUUACUGUGGCAGCGCAUUGAGGCGGGAUUCCAGUUGGCUAAGGCGACGGUACAUGCUGCACCAUCGCCGAUGUCAACAGGUGAGGCUAAAAAGUCAUCUUCAUCUAAGCCAACGCUUUCCGACCCCCCGUGGCAGACCCUGGCCACUGCCAAACCCGUUUUUCCGCGUCUUCUCGAUGUUUCCGAUUUGGUGAAAGCUGUGCCAAAUCACAAGCCAAAGUUAAAGUCCAAACGUUCAGCAAGGAAGCCACCUCUGAAGAAACGCCGAAGACGGCGUCAGCCUUCCACCUCAGAGGAUGAAGAAGAAGACGACGACGAAGAAGAAGAAGAAGAGGAAGGGGAAGAGAGUUUCACAUCUCCUGACUCGGACUAG